Molecule: messenger RNA, 3311 nt
Organism: Exserohilum turcica Et28A
Lineage: Eukaryota; Fungi; Ascomycota; Dothideomycetes; Pleosporales; Pleosporaceae
Exons: 4
Coding region: 144-3311 (1055 amino acids)
Biological process (GO): protein targeting to vacuole; Golgi to vacuole transport
Cellular component (GO): endosome membrane; membrane coat; AP-3 adaptor complex
Source: RefSeq, a predicted model, not a curated record
GCACUCUCCCGCCCCACGACUGCCCCCUCUCCAUGAUCAUGCCUGCUGGCCCGCCAUCAGCACGCUCCCGCCAAACUACCCCUCCUCGCGCACCCACACACUGGCACACACGACUGCGCCGCUUUGCCUGAGCGCCCGCCAACAUGUUUGAAAAGUCUCUCUUCGACCUCAUCCGAGGCCUGCGCAACCACAAAGGCAAUGAGCGCGAAUACAUUGCCGAGAGCAUCAAAGAAUGCCGCAAGGAGAUUCGCACAAACGACAUGGACCUCAAGGCCACGGCGCUCAUGAAGCUCACCUAUCUCGAGAUGUUUGGCCACGACAUGUCGUGGGCCAGUUUCAACGUCUUGGAAGUCAUGUCGAGCUCCAAGUUCAAACAAAAGCGCACGGGGUAUCUGGCUGCUGUCCAGAGCUUUCGGAGGGACACCGAGGUCCUGGUGCUGGCCGAGAACCAGCUCAAGAAGGAUAUCACGAGUACAAGCCCCCAGUACAUUGCUCUCCCGCUUGGCGCCAUUCCCCACGUCAUCAACCCGAGCAUGGCCAACUCGGUCCUAUCCGACUUAAUACCCCGGUUAACCCACUCGCACCCCAUGAUUCGGAAAAAGACCGUCGUCACCCUCUACAGACUGGCGCUAGUCUACCCAGAGACACUGCGCCCGGCAUGGCCCAAGAUCAAGGAGCGCUUGCUGGACGACGACGAGGAUCCGAGCGUGACGGCUGCCAUUGUAAAUGUCGUAUGCGAGCUGGGAUGGAGGCGACCACAAGACUUCUUGCCGCUGGCCCCCAGGCUGUUCGAUCUGUUGGUCGAAGGGGGAAACAAUUGGAUGGCCAUCAAACUCAUCAAACUUUUUGCUACCUUGACCCCGUUGGAGCCCCGGUUGAUUAAAAAGCUGCUCCCACCUCUCACUAAAAUCAUCCGGGAAACAUCUGCCAUGUCGUUGCUGUACGAGUGCAUCAGUGGUAUCAUUCAGGGUGGCAUUCUAGAAGCCGUAGAAGGUACUGCAGAAGGCGAAGAGGUCGCGAGACUGUGCGUUGGCAAGUUGCGCGGCAUGAUGAUAAUAGAGGGUGAUGCAAACUUAAAAUACGUGGCGUUGCUCGCAUUCGAGAAGAUUGUUCGAUCCCACCCCUACCUAGUCGCUCAACAGCAAGAUGUCAUUCUUGAAUGCAUAGACGAUCCCGACAUCUCAAUCCGGAUGCGUGCUCUGGAUCUUGUUGUUGGCAUGGUGAACGCGGACAACCUCACAGCCAUUGUCGGGCGAUUGAUGCGGCAACUCCGCAACGCGCCCAUUGCAACGGCAGCAAACGACCCAAACAACGACCGGGCCAGACUGACAGGAGUCACACCUUAUGCCGACGACGAUUCAGACGUGGAGGAUAACCUGCCGCAGCACGAACAAAGGUCCAACCAACCGCCUCCUCUACCAGAUGAUUACCGCAUCAGCGUGAUUCGAAGGAUCCUGGAAAUGUGCUCCCGGGACACGUACAGCAACAUUGCCGACUUUGAGUGGUACAUUGAUGUUCUUACCCAGCUUGUUCGCGUAUCACCAGCUACAAAAGCAGCUUCGGCGAUGGAAGAGGAGGAAGAAUCAGAACAUUUUGAUGACAUAGGCGCUGGCAUUGGACUCGAGCUGCAAAACGUGGCUAUACGGGUGAAGAGCGUCCGAGCAGAAGCUGUGGAUGCUGCACAAUCGCUUGUCCUGGUUGAUCGACGAGACCAGAUGUUUCCGGCUUCUGGUAACGGCGGUCAAGGCGUGCUCGAGUAUGCUGGCUGGCUUGUCGGCGAGUACGCCCAAUACCUUACUAGACCGGAACCCGUCAUGACCUCCCUGCUACACCCCACUUCACUUCAGCUACCCUCGAGGACCCUCGCCAUAUACUUGCAGGCGAUACCCAAAGUCUUCUCAUCCAUGGCUGGAAACGAGCGAAUAUCAUGGACUCCAGAACGCAAGACUCUGAUGUCUCUUCUCAUGGCACGCAUCAUUCAUUUUCUAGAGCCGCUAUCUACACACCCUAGUCUUGAAGUUCAGGAACGUUCAGUCGAGUACCUGGAACUAAUGCGCCUUGCUGCAGAAGCUGCAUCGGGCACUACCGCUAGUGCGAACCAAGACGAGUUUACUGACCCGCCUCUCUUGCUUACACAGGCUAUACCUGCUCUCUUUUCUGGCGCCGAGCUGAACCCUGUAGCCCCAGGGGCGCAACGAAAAGUUCCCGUUCCCGAGGACCUGGAUCUCGACACACCCAUCAACCCCAAUCUGCAGCAUCUGCUCUCUGCAGUCGAUGCAGAAGGAUUCGAGACAGAAGAAGACGACGUGUAUGCAGCAUACUCGGAGCCGGCUGCUGCGUAUACAGAAGGACCAACUGUUGCAGCGCCGGCUGCAGACCGCCUGGAUGGACAGCAAAAAGAGCCCACUUCGUAUCAAAACGCUACAGAAGACGAGUAUCUGGAUCCCGACAUUCUUGCUCGCCGAAAAGCAGAGCGCAAGGAGCGCUACAAAGACGACCCCUUUUACAUUGAUCCUGAUGCAGACCGGGAUAGCGGACCAGUCACUCCACUGAGUCGAAUUGUUCGAGAUGGAAACAGAGAGAACAACGAACUCGACAUUGAUUCGAUACCGAUCAUGGAGCUCAAUCUCGACACCAAAGGCUCAUCUUCGUCUGAACACCUCCCGCGAUCGCGAAGCCCACGGAAACCCGUGCGCAGAGUGGACAUUAUGGGUGACGAGACGCUUGGGCCCAACGAACCAGACGCAUCAAGCAACAGAGAAGACAUUGUACAGGCACGAGGGGGCAAGGCGAAGAAAUCGCUUCUCGAGGUCGACAGCUCUGGCCUUGGUGCACUGAGUCUCGACGACGACGGCAGCGGCCCGACGAACCGCAAGCUCACGGCACUGGAGAUGGAGCGCAAGGCGCAAGAAGAAGCAGAAAUGAAGAGGGCGCUGCAAGAAGUGGAGCGCUUGCGCCUGGAAAUGCAGCGCGCGAGCGAGAGGCUUCUCGUGAAGGAAGAAGUAGCGGUGAAAAAGAAGAAGAAGAGAAAGGUCAGAAAGGUGGCGGUUGAGGGCGAUGAGCCGGAUCAAGAGCCGACGGCCGAGCCUCAAACUACUGCUGCUGGUGCUGGCGUUGACGAGGCAAACGAAGAAAAGGCUACGCCGGUGAAGAAGAAGAAAAAGAAAAAGGUCAAGCCUGCUGAGGGGGGUGACGAGCACGAUGCGGGAGCAGCAGAGGCGGGAGGUCAGGAAGAAGGUAAAGUCAAGAAGAAGAAAAAGAAGAGGCGGACGGUGGUUAUGGAUGAAGGGGAAGAUGCGCCGGUGGAGUAG